Astrephomene gubernaculifera is the source of this 2772-nucleotide messenger RNA. NCBI's taxonomy places the organism in Eukaryota, Viridiplantae, Chlorophyta, Chlorophyceae, Chlamydomonadales, Astrephomenaceae. The record is from the annotation of a GenBank genome assembly.
CCGUUGGCUGGGAGUUGUACGGCUCCGCAUGUUAAUUGAAUUCCCAUUGUCCGGGCACGUAGCUACUAACCUCCUUGUACAUGUCUUAGCGAAUAGUAUAAGAGCGUGAUCCGCACCCUAAAGUAUAUAGGGUUCUUGGAAGUGCAUAGUUUGGUACCCCGUCUUCCUACCCUUAAUUGCGCGAUUUUGCAAGGGCAAACGCACCCUUAUUCGGGCACACUUUCAAGGCGCGGAUGGGUUUCUAAUGUUAAAGUUGCUCUCAAUUUUCCGAGCGGUAUCUCUUUGCGCAGCGUCAAAUCAGCAAUCAAAUAUGAACUCUGCUAAGCUUGGAGCUGUGCUAGAUGAGAACGAUCCGGAAACACAGGCAUUGAUGGACGCUGGCGAUGCAGCUAACACGUCCUCAUACGAGGAACACGUUGCGCGCCUGAAGGCUGAGGCUGAAGCCCAGGAUUGCGCCAAUCGUCUUCGGGUUGCGCAGGAGCAGCUGGCUGAGUAUGCAGCGCAAAAGGAGGUCGACUGCAACGGUCUUGUGCAGGAAGCGGACCGGCUCAGGGAUGACCUGGAGCGGCUCAUGCAGCACCCGGACAGCACUGCCGCGGAGUUCCAGCAGGUGGCUCAGCACUUCAACGUGCUGAGGGAGAAGCUGGUGGAUGCAGCCACGGAGGCGCAUGCCUUUGCGGCGCAGCAGGCCAGUGACUUGGCGACCCUCAAGCGCUCCAGCGCCCAGGCGGACCUGCCUAAUGACGUGGACAUGAAGCGUGCACGCGACGAUUCCACGUCAACCUCUGACGACGCUCAGGACGGGGACGUCGACACUUCGGGAGAGGACGACGAUGCGGACGAUGAGCCAGUUCGCGGCACCAUCAGCUCGCAGCCCGCGGGGCUACCCAGCACCAGCUUUGCGGAGCGCGCCCGCUACAUCCCACUGCGCCUCAGCCCUGACGAACGAAAACUGUUGCGGUUGUUGGAGUCUGCGCUGAACGUUAGCGAGUACACGGACAAGGUGGACAUCUUGACGUGGCGCAGCAAGAACCAGCGCAUACAUGCCCAGAUCCGGGACCUCUGCGCCAUCUUGUCGGGCCUCAUGGUCGCUGCCAACUACAAGCGGGGCCAGGAGCUCAUCCGGGACCGCUCCUUUGCCGACAACGCGGAGUUCUUCCAAGACAUUUUCGAGUUGGGUCGGCGCUACAAGAUCCUCAACCCUGACAAGAUGCGCAGCGAGUACGGCAAGCUGAUGUACCUGCUGAUGGACAGCGCGGAGCCGGCCAUCCAGGAGCUGCUCGAGUUCCAGUGUGUACGACAGCUCCGUACGGUGUACCUCUUCCUGGAGGAGCGAGGCGGGCUAGCCAUGUUGGACGACCCCCUCAUGCAACCCGCCACAGCUGAGAUUGUCGCAGGCGACCGGCCACGGCACGAAAUCCAGCGGGACAUCAAGGUCAAGGAGCGGGCGCGCGAGGCGCUGAGCCGGCGAUACCGCUCGUCCCGUCUGAGCGAGGAGGAGAUCUUGCUGUGCAUCUACUCCAUCUCUGACAACAACUCAUACCUCCUCUUCAACCGUGACCCCAUCGACCGAUUCAUCCAAUUCUUCCACCGUUACUUCCGGCCCGACUCGCACGAGCCGGGCUACUCAUUGGGCAUCCAGGGCGGCCGCGACGGCGCGCGCCUCACCCACAACCACGAGCGGCAGUACCACUACGUGCUGCAGUCGCUGACGCUGUGGCGCGAAAUCUCCACCGAGAUGUUCAAGCUGUGGUACCUCGCGGAGUCAGACAUGCUGCGUGAGGGCAACAGCUACCGGCUGUGCGACACGGGCCAGGGCCUUAACCGCGUGCAGUCAGCGCCGCAGGUCGGACGCGCUAUGCAUCAGAUUCUGCACAGGGUGCAGUCUUGUAUCGGAUCGUGGGUGGGGUCCUCCGUGGUGCACCUGGGCGACCACAAUGUGCCCAACGCGCUCAUGUUCAUCGACAAGUACACGCAGGUGCCCCGCAUCCUGAACCCCGUGGUGGCGGUGCUCGAGGAGCUGCCCAAGCUGUACCGAGACCCCAACCUGCGGCAGUAUAUCGACUCCACCUUCGGCGGCGUGGAGCAGUGCCGCAAAGCCAUUCUGGUGGACUUCUGCCGGCACGCCUUUGACGGCAGCGGCGCCGACAACUUCUUCGACGCGGGCUCCUGCAUCGACGGCCGCCUCACUAGCGCCUGGAACUGGUGCAGCAAGCUCGAGAAGAAGUCCUACUACCAUAUCUUCAAGCUCGCAGGCUGGGUGGGUUUUGACGGCGAGGUCAAGACGUAGACGUAAGCUGCAGCUAGCAGCUGCUUGAAGGGUUGCAUGGGGGCGCAAGUUAUGGCUGCAACGGCAGCUAUGAAGCUCGCAAGGGGGCUGCAUGGAAGCGCAGGAUGUGCCUGGCGGAUAGGACGUAGGAGGCUAGGCUUCCAGAUGGGGGAGUGCGGACAGACGCGUGACUCUAGGUGCACAUGAUUCAGGUUCGCGGCUGGGUGUGCUGCAUGCGCUGAUGCAUGAGUGGCGACGGACGGUUAGGAGCGACGGUUAUGUGGGUUCGCGGAGCCUGCUGAUAGCCGUCCUAGGAUUGCAGGCUUGUGCUUGGUAGGUAGUUCUGCUUGACCUUGGUAGGUAGUCCUGCUUGACCAACAGCUACCGGUAUAGCGAUAGUUAGCGGCGGCUCAUACUAGCAAGGCAUAAGUUCAGCAUUGGGGCGUUCCUUUCCAGGUUUUCAGCUUAAAUUGCAAUCGGACCGAACCCGGCUGCGACGCUGG